AUGGGGUUCGAUUUCUCAUGCAUCUCGCAGAUAUUUGGCGUCGUGCAAAAGACACGCGCGGCCGGGGGUGGCAUCAACUACUUCGAUAUCGGCAAGCAGCUAAUCAAGAUCGCGGGGCCGUACAUUGUGCAGUACCUUGGCGAGGUGCAGCGCCCGCCGAAGGUUGAUAUCGAAGAGGCCUUCAACGACGCAAGUCAGGCGGAGAGCUUCAAGCCGUGGGAGGGGCCAAGCCACGAGGGUGGUACCGUUCGUGUGCUCCUCAUCGGCAUCAACUACUACGGCACCAAGGCCCAGCUCUCCGGCUGCUGUAACGACGUGAAGCAGAUAAUCGCCACCCUGCAGAAGAAGAAGUUCCCAAUUGACCAGAUGAGCAUUCUUGUCGAUGAGCAGGGCUUCCCUGGCCGCACCAAUCAACCGACGCGUGCGAAUAUCAUCCGUUACAUGGCGUGGCUCGUCAAGGACGCCAAGCCCGGUGAUGUGCUCUUUCUUCACUACUCCGGCCACGGCACACAGACACGUGCGGAGAAGGACUCGGAGGAGGAGUAUGAUCAAUGCAUUGCUCCAGUUGACUACGACACCGCGGGCUGUAUUGUUGACGAUGACAUCUUCGACAUCCUCGUCCGACGUCUUCCGAAGGGGGUGCGCUUCACUGCCGUGUUUGACUGCUGCCACUCCGGCUCCAUGCUCGACCUGCCAUUCACAUUUGUGGGCAGCCGAGGUCUGCGGAGUGCGUCGGUUGGCCACAUGCAGCGCAUCCGCCGAAACAAUGAUGCGGUGGCCGACGUGCUGAUGAUCUCCGGCUGCGCGGACGAGCAGACGUCUGCCGACGUGGGCAACACCGCCUCCUUCGGGACGGGCUCGACGGGUGCAGGUGGGGCGGCCACGCAGUGCCUGACGUACACGCUGCUCAAGACCAAUCACCUCUCGUACCAUGAUAUGCUCAUUGCCACCCGGGACAUGUUGCAGCGGAAGAGGUUCAAGCAGGUGCCGCAGCUGAGCUCGUCCAAGGCGAUUGACUUGCACCAGGAAUUCUCCCUUACGAGACCGUUUGAAGUGGACGCGAGUGUCGCCUAA
Molecule: messenger RNA, 1074 nt
Organism: Trypanosoma grayi
Lineage: Eukaryota; Euglenozoa; Kinetoplastea; Trypanosomatida; Trypanosomatidae
Product: metacaspase
Exons: 1
Coding region: 1-1074 (357 amino acids)
Biological process (GO): proteolysis
Molecular function (GO): cysteine-type endopeptidase activity
Source: RefSeq, a predicted model, not a curated record